AUGCGAUUCUUCGUGAAAUUAGCGACUUCAACUGUUGGAGUCUUGUGUACUACAGCAUCGGCUUAUUAUCUUGUCGAUGGAAAAAACCGCUAUGGUGUUCUUUUCGCAGCGACAAUUGCUCAAUCGCCGAACGAUAAUAGUAGUCAGCUCGUUAAGCCCGAUCCGCGAACACUUUCAAAACCAAUCCAAUCAAGUGAACGAUGGAAUUGGAACUGGGAUGGUCGGCAUUCGGAAACAAGUAAAAGUCGAGUAGUUCGACAUAUUUAUCUCGUUCGACAUGGGCAGUAUCAGACACGAACGAAAAUUGACGAUGAGAAACAAUUGACUGAACUGGGUAAUGAGCAAGCUGAUUGGGCAGGUCGAGCAUUGGCUGAAUCCAAAAUUUCAUUUACUCGUUUUAUUCAAUCAGGACUCAUUCGCGCAAUUCAAACAGCAACGAUUAUCAAUAAACAUUUGCGAUUCAAUCGAAUUGAACAAGAUAUCGAUCUAAACGAAGGAUUUCCAAUCCUACCGGAGCCAGGUGAACGAUACGCUGAUGAUGUUGCUAAAGGUCGUCUAGAACUAGAAACGGCUCGAUUGGAACGAGCUUUUCAUCGGUAUAUUCAUCGCCCACUUUCAAAUCAAACAGAAGAUUCUCAUGAAUUAAUCGUGUGUCAUGCAAAUGUGAUUCGUUAUUUCGUUUGUCGAGCUUUACAAAUUCCAGCUGAUGCAUGGCUUCGUUUCAAUCUCUUUCAUUGUUCCAUAACUCAUCUUGUAUUAACAAGUGACGGCCGUGUCAUCUGCUAUGGCAUCGGUGAUGUCGGACACGUUCCCCAAGAUCGGCGCUCUAUAAGACGACCCCGUAGACAUCAAGAACAACAACAAUUAAAACCAAUCACUGCAUAA
This is a messenger RNA of Adineta ricciae, 885 nucleotides long. Lineage: Eukaryota; Metazoa; Rotifera; Eurotatoria; Adinetida; Adinetidae. The record is from the annotation of a GenBank genome assembly.